Messenger RNA from Condylostylus longicornis, 1701 nucleotides. RefSeq names its product gastrula zinc finger protein XlCGF57.1-like. Lineage: Eukaryota; Metazoa; Arthropoda; Insecta; Diptera; Dolichopodidae. The coding region runs from base 111 to 1592 and encodes 493 amino acids. The record is from RefSeq and is a predicted model, not a curated record. The transcript has 3 exons.
GACAAAUUGUCUUCUAUAAAAUUUUACAGAAAAUCAAGUUUUUUUUUUAUUUAUUAGAAAGCUCAAUGGUUAUUUCACACUUAGGAAAAUAUACAAAACUUUUAUGAAUUAUGGCUUUAUCACACUCAAAAAUCGAUAAACUUUUACAAUUAUUUAGUUCCUCAGAAGAUGAGGAAUUGGAUAAAGCGAGUGACAACGAAGAACUGGAUUUGAAGCCAUGCAUUUUCCCAGUAGAUAUUCCUGAAAAAAACAAAAAAACUCAAAUAUUAAAAAAAAAGGAAAUCGAAAAAUUACCUCAAUCAAAGUCAAAAAAUAGUGAUGAUGAAAUUAAAGUAGUGGAAUUGGAAGUUAAGCCGAUAGAGAUAAAUGACAGUGAAAAUGAUACAAAAUCAAAUUUUUCUGAAAAUCGAGAUGACUUCGAAAAUAGCGAUCAGGACGAUGAAAAUUUGAAUGAAAAAAAAAAAGCAAAGAGAAACGUAAAACAAAAAAAGACGCUCAAAAAAGAAAAUUGUUCUGAUUCUGAAAAUGAUUUUAUAGAAGUUAAACGAAAAGGUCGGCGCAAGCAUGACCCUGUUGGUAAUAAACGUGGUAGAACUAGAAAAAAUCGACCUAAAGUUGGUAGAAAUAUAAAGUGCAAACAAUGCGAUAUGAGAAUGAAAAACGAGCAGCUUUUUAUGUUUCAUAUGCAAAUACAUGAAGGACGAAAAGAAACUGAAUGUACUUUGUGCAAUGAAGAUUUUGAAACCAUACCAAAUUUACAAGAUCACUAUGCACAAUUUGAUAAAACAAAAAUGGAUGAUCAUUAUAUAAAACUUAGACCAUUUUGUUGUCAUCUUUGCGAUUUAAGGUAUAAGAGCAGGAAUUAUCUACUGGACCAUUUAGAUAUACAUGCUGGAGAUAAGAAAUUUUUGUGUCCAAUAUGCGGUAAACAAUUUUUUAAAAGAUUCAGUUUAAAAGUUCAUUUAAGAUACCACCAAAAAUCAUAUCAUUCUUGUGAAAGAUGUAAAUUAGACUUGCAAUUUCGGAAUCCGAAAGAAUAUAUUGCACAUUUAAGAAUUGUUCAUGGUGAAAAUGCUUUUAGAUGUCCAAUAUGUGAUCGUGAAUUUUCUAGAAAACAUGAUAUGAUGAAACAUAAAGAUACACAUAGUCGCGAGCCUAACUGCUGCACACAGUGCAAUAUAAACUUUGGAUUCAGACGAGAAUUUAAUCAACACAUGAAAGAAGUUCACAAUCGUAUAAAAAAAUUUACUUGUAACAUAUGUGGCAAAAUAUUUUUAAUGCAUUGCAAACUUACAAGACAUUUAGAAACACAUAAUAAAAUAAGAGAAAAUUGUAAUCUGUGCGGUAAAGAAUUUAGAAGUCGCAGAGAUUAUAACGCUCACAUGAGGAACAUGCACGGUGUCGUGCUUGAUUUACCAAAAACCGAAAGCAAAAAAUCAGUGCCACGACAAAAGAAAGGGAAAAUUCCAGUUGAUAAUGAUGCAAAGCCAUUGAAUGAAGAAAUAAAAGAUGACGAUAAGUUUGAUCUUAAAAUUGAUAUGAAGGCUCAAGAUUUUAGCGGGUACCUUUUAAAAAAUAAGAAUAAUUUUUAAACUUUAGCUUAAUUAAAAUUAAUUUUAAGUGUAAAAUUUACAAUACAAUAUUUUAAAAUUAAUUUCAAAUACAUAAUAUUUUCAUUAAAAUUGAUGAAUCAAAGCUUUU